Molecule: messenger RNA, 870 nt
Organism: Neltuma alba
Lineage: Eukaryota; Viridiplantae; Streptophyta; Magnoliopsida; Fabales; Fabaceae
Product: deSI-like protein At4g17486
Exons: 3
Coding region: 1-738 (245 amino acids)
Biological process (GO): protein deubiquitination
Molecular function (GO): deubiquitinase activity
Source: RefSeq, a predicted model, not a curated record
AUGAAAACCGGAGCAGAGAACGAUGGCUGGCCAUCUGUUGUGCACCUUCAUGUCCUUAAAAAGUCAGAACCCCGCUUUUGCAUAUUCCAAAAGGUGAAAUCGGUUGACGACGAUCCAGAGAAUGUUCCUGUCUAUCUCAAUGUGUAUGAUUUGACACCCGCAAAUGGUUACUUGUACUGGGCAGGCCUUGGUGUUUUUCACACUGGGGUUGAAGUCUAUGGAGUGGAGUAUUCCUUUGGAGCCCAUGAUUGUCCUACUAGCGGUGUCUUUGAGGUUGAACCUCGGCAGUGCCCAGGAUUCAAGUUUAGGAAGUCAAUAUUCAUGGGAACGACGAAUAUGAAUCCAUUCAAGAUUAGAGAAUUCAUGGAGCAUCAGUCAGCUAACUACCACGGUAAUACUUAUCACUUAAUGAUCAAGAACUGCAACCAUUUCUGUGCGGAUAUAUGCCAAAGGCUCACGGGAAAUUCAAUACCUAAAUGGGUCAAUCGCCUUGCAAGAUUAGGUUCUGUAUGUAACUGCUUACUCCCUGAUGCCCUCAAAACUUCGACCUCUCAAGAGGAUCCCAACUUUGAAGGGCGUGAUAAUAAGAAGAAAACCGCUUUUAGCUGUUUGUCAUCAAUAUCGAGGCCCCAGAAGCUCCAGAGGAAAGAAUCCAAGUCUCCAUUAAUUCAACACUCUCGAAAUAGAAGUUUCCUACGAGCAUGGAAGUCAAGAAAGAGUUCACGCAAGGAAGGAUGAAAUUCUCUUUAGUUCUCUUUCUAGGAAAUUGGAACCACUGUUAAAUGAAGAAAACGUUCUUUACUCUAGGAGUGCAGAAUUGUCUGUCAAAAUUUCUUUUCAUUGUUUGAGCUCAAUGGCUCCUCCUGGCUA